UAUGAGCUUCCUUCAUGUUCAUUAAUAAUCUUAUCAUUAAUCCACUGAAGAAUCCUAACAUUCUCAUAAAUUGAACUUUCUUCAAAUUCAAAACGUUGACAUAAAAGAAUAUAAAAAAAAAUGGAUGUUACACUUUAACUCCAUACCUAAUUACAAAGUCUUAGAAGGAAUGUAUUAUCAGCUUCAACAAGCUAAGUCUUCAGAUGAUAGAAUGAAAAAUGAGGAAAUAUUACUUCAGUGUAUUCUGAUUAGUGUUCAAGCUCCACUAAGUAUUAAACUUGUAUAUUUUUUAAAAAUUAUAAACAGUCUGAUGAAUAAUGGUUGCUAGUUAGUGAAUUGAUGCCUACAUAUAGGACUCCCAAAGAAUUAUAGGAAAUGAGUUUAUAAUUUCUACAUUAAUCAGCUUAUAACAAUCCUUGGACUGAUUAAGAAGAUUAAUAAUUGCUUGAAAUUAUAUUGUAAAUUGUUGUUCUAGAUUUUAGGUCAUUUUUGAAAUAAAAGAAAGGCAAUAAAUGGAGUAAGAUAGCAAAAGAACUAAAUGAUGUAAGUUAAAGUAAAUUCAUGAGAACACCAAAAUAAUGUAGAGAAAGAUGGGGUAAUAAAUUAGAUCCAUCAAUAAAUCGGUAAAGUCUUUUUUUAUUAUUUCAGUGAAGAAUGGAGUGAUUAAGAGGAUCUUUAUUUCUUACAAUUACUCUUACAACAUGGACGUAGAUGGGCUGAGAUUGCCAUUAGACUUUCAGCUAUAACAGAAAGUAAAAAGAGAACAGAAUUUGCUUUGAAACAUCGUUACAAAAAAAUGAUCCUCUGUUCUAAUACAUCAUGUAUAAAUCAUAUAAAAAUAAAUUUAGGUUCUAAAUUAAUUAUUGGACAUAAAUCUUCUGUAUCAUCAGAUUGGAAUACAAAGGAGGCUAAUAAAAUAAUUGCUAAAAUUUCUUAAUUAGAGAAGUUAAUUGAACCUGAAAAGUCCAAUUUAUAUAAUUGUUAACCUUUUAACAAACAGAUCAAACUUAAUGACUCAAGUAGAUUAGUUUUAAUCAGAGGAUCAUGUAAAGAGGAAAUAGAUUUAUCAAAACUUUUUCAUUUGAUAAAUCUAAUGAAUCUUCCUCUUUUGUAGGGUCAGGUUUGA
Paramecium primaurelia is the source of this 1126-nucleotide messenger RNA. The record is from the annotation of a GenBank genome assembly. NCBI's taxonomy places the organism in Eukaryota, Ciliophora, Oligohymenophorea, Peniculida, Parameciidae.